Messenger RNA from Westerdykella ornata, 837 nucleotides. RefSeq lists its product as uncharacterized. Gene Ontology annotation, biological process: regulation of transcription by RNA polymerase II. NCBI's taxonomy places the organism in Eukaryota, Fungi, Ascomycota, Dothideomycetes, Pleosporales, Sporormiaceae. The transcript has 3 exons. The coding region runs from base 1 to 837 and encodes 278 amino acids. Gene Ontology annotation, cellular component: nucleus. The record is from RefSeq and is a predicted model, not a curated record.
AUGGGAGACUGUCCAGUGACAGGGUCCUCGCCUAUCAAUACGAUACACGAACGUAAAAUAUCUCUCAGCUCUAACGCCAACUCGACUAUACCUACACCUGUUAGUAUGGGCCCGCUCUCGCCACACCUGUCCCCAUCUCCAAGUCGACGGCAUUCUACAGCCAGCUCGCAAGGCCAACCGAUACUUUCGCCAUCAGCAGCGCCUUCACAGGAUGGAGAGGAGGAGUACUCUCAAAAGCACAGGAGUUUCAAGCGUGCCGAAGAGCCACGGAGAAACCAGGACGGCAAAUUGAUAUGCGUGAAGCCCACGUGUAUAGGCGUCACAUUUGACCGCAAAUGCGAGUGGAGCAAACAUAUGGAUAAACAUGACCGACCCUACAUAUGUACUGCAAAGGGCUGCGAGAAGCUUCGCGGUUUUACGUACAGCGGCGGUCUCCUUCGACAUGAACGCGAAGUCCACAAGCUCCAUGGCGGAACCAAGGAGCCUCUCUUCUGCCCUUUUCCAGACUGCAAACGUAGCAGCGGCUCUGGAUUCACCCGAAAGGAGAACCAGCAAGAACAUAUCCGUCGCGUGCAUACGCGCUCCAGCACGCCCUCAGAAACUGGCAAUGAACGGCUUCCAAAGGCUGAUUCCCCUCAACAAACGACAACACAAAGCGAAACCGCGCCUCUGACUCACCUGAAACGCAAGCGGAUAGCGGAACGCGAAUAUAGCCACGAGGAAGGUCCUAUAAGUCUGCAUGAGGAGAACAAGCGUCUACGGAGACAGCUGCAAGAGAAGGAUGCCGUGAUCCAGCGACUCCAGGCGCGGUUAAAGGAGCUAACGCACGCACCAUGA